UUGCCCAUGUUAUGUUAAAUAACAUUUCUGUUUUGGCAUUCGUUCUUUUUCUUCAUAAAGAAAAGAAGAAGAGAAAGAGGAAAAAAGACGAAAUAAUAUAUAAUAAUAGAAUAUUAUUUAUACUGUGAUAUAUAACCAAGCAUUGUUUGUGUCUGCAAACCGGUAAUUGAAUAACAAAUCAGCAGUAAUCCAGAAGGACCAGCAGUAAACCAAUUGCGAUAACAACAGCAGCAGCAGCAACAACAAGAAGAGGAAAUUCAUCCAGCAGAAGCAGCAACAGCAACCAGCAACUCUUACAAUGCCACUCUUUGGUAAAUCACAGAAAACGCCAGCUGAAUUGGUCAAGUCGCUGAAGGAGGCAAUAAACGCAUUGGAAUCAGGGGACCGAAAAGUGGAGAAGGCACAAGAGGAUGUUAGCAAAAAUCUGGUAUCGAUCAAGAACAUGCUGUACGGCAGCAGCGAUGCGGAACCGCCAGCGGACUAUGUAGUUGCGCAGCUAUCGCAGGAACUGUAUAAUAGUAACUUACUCUUACUGCUAAUACAGAACUUGCAUCGCAUCGAUUUCGAGGGUAAGAAACAUGUGGCGCUCAUUUUCAAUAAUGUGCUGCGCCGUCAGAUAGGUACCCGCUCGCCCACAGUGGAAUACAUAUGCACGAAGCCAGAAAUUCUAUUUACAUUGAUGGCCGGCUAUGAGGAUGCACAUCCGGAGAUAGCCCUCAAUUCGGGCACAAUGCUGCGCGAAUGCGCCCGCUAUGAGGCGCUAGCAAAGAUCAUGCUGCAUUCGGAUGAGUUUUUCAAGUUCUUUCGGUAUGUGGAAGUGUCAACGUUUGACAUCGCCUCCGAUGCCUUCUCCACGUUCAAAGAGCUGCUGACACGCCACAAGCUCUUGUGUGCCGAAUUCCUAGACGCCAACUACGAUAAGUUCUUCGCUCAGCAUUAUCAGCGAUUGCUGAACUCUGAGAAUUAUGUGACACGACGCCAGAGUCUGAAGCUGCUCGGUGAACUGCUUCUCGAUAGACAUAACUUCACCGUGAUGACGCGAUAUAUAUCAGAACCAGAGAACCUGAAGCUAAUGAUGAACAUGCUGAAGGAGAGAUCGCGCAACAUACAAUUCGAGGCGUUUCAUGUCUUCAAAGUGUUUGUCGCGAAUCCAAAUAAACCGAAGCCGAUUUUGGAUAUCCUGCUGCGCAAUCAAACGAAACUGGUCGACUUCUUAACCAGCUUCCAUACGGAUCGAUCCGAGGAUGAGCAGUUUAACGACGAGAAGGCUUAUCUGAUUAAGCAGAUAAGGGAGCUGAAACCGCUGCCCGAGGCUUAGUGGGCAGCUAUAACGAGAAGUCGAAAGAGAACGAGAACAAGAACAUUUUGGCCUUGGCUGUAUGGCAGGAUGACGAUAGCGAAGACGAAAGCAGGAGGACAACAACAGACAACGGACGUAAACAUAAAUACACCAUGUGUGUGCAGGGCGUGGGUUAUCCAUAACCAAAUGCAAAUGCAUAAGCAAUUGCAAUACACACACAAGAGACGAAGACAACGACGAUGACGAUGACCGAUGACCGAUGACGACAGCACUUGUGAGUAACUAAACAAUAAUUUAGACAAAGCAAACAAAAUGAUAACGAUAAAUAACGAUAAAGCAGAAUACAUAAGUAGUAACAGCAAGUACACACAAUAUAUUGUAUGUAAUAGCGUAAAGGAGUAAAUGCAGCCGCAUCAUAUCGCGAAUUUAACUAAAAAGGAAAAACAAAAAAUGGAAACACUCACACAUACAUACACACACACACACCAAAAUACACUAACUUAAUUUUUUUCCAUCACUGAGAAUAUAAUAUAUUCGCUCCAGCUUCCGUCUAGCUCGCUUUUAAAAAUUGUUCAGCGUUCGGUUUGUUGUUGUUCCAGUUCCAGUUCGAGAUCCUCGUGCGCUUGUAGCCGUAUAUAGACCCUAUGUAUGUACACCUCUACCUAUUUACUGUUACUACUACUUUUCGUAAAAACAGUUUAUUAUUUUUACUUCCUUCUUUUUUGUGAAACUCUUGCUAUUUAAAUAGUUGUAUUGAAAUUGAAGCGUUUUUGAAACGUUAUAACCAGGACAAUGAAGAUAAUAUAUGAGUUUUGACUUACAAUUUAGACAUUAAACAUUUCAAAUGUGCGCCGAAAUUAACUAUUACGGUAACUUAUUAUUUUUAAAUAUGUAUGAAAGAAAACAAAAUCAAUUGUAAUUUCACGUAAAAACUUCAUUCAGAAUACUGCAUAAUAAUUAUAGUUAUAAUUAACAAACAGCAUUCAAAAAACACUCCACUCCAAUGCACACACCGACACACACACUUAACAUCCAUACGUACAUAGUAAAAAGGGAAGUAAAACAACAACAUUACGAACAGCGUAAUAAAUAUAUGAUUAUUAUAAUUUAUAUUAUUCCCAAAAUUAAAGAUAACAGCCAAAAAAUGUCUUGUGUCAUUCUGAUUGGAAAAUGGGUAAAUUAAGAGGGGGGACAGACGGUCAAAGCUACUGUGUCAUGUGCUAGUUAGGCCGGGCUACACUGCUAGAUACUGUUACUUAUCUAUGUAUGCUAAUAGUUUGUGAAAGUUAUAAAUAUUAAAAGGCCAUCUCAAAUUUAGGAUUGUCUAUGAAAACUAUCGAUUUAAUAUGGAAUUAUUGAAUAUUUUCAUCGCAAGCUAAGUUUUGUUCAGCCCUGGUGUAGAUCAGCUGUCUUCAAAUUUCAGCGCCUAUAUCAAUAUUUAGCUAAUUGUGUUUUAUACCAUGCAUAAGAGAUUUCGCAAAUUAACAAGUCGAGCAAACGCGGAAGCCUACAGCAGCAACAGUUCCAGCGAGUCAAAUGUGAAUAGUAAUACAUCAUUUGUGGCUAAGAAAUAUGCAAGACAGAAGCGAAAACAACCCGUCGCGAUAUGCAUUUCCGAGACAAGCACCGAUGAACUCCACAAAGAUGACUUAGGAGAGGAAAAUCGCAAGUGGCUGCCAAAUCUUAAAAAAUUCAGUAGCGAUCCUAAUCCUCUUAAACUGGUUCAACACAAUAGUUACCAGCCGUUAUCAGUGUCCAUCACAGCCAAAUCUCCAUCCCAAACUAAGCCACCAAAUACGUCUGAUGCUUCCAACUGUUCCACUCCAUCAUCAUCAAUAUCACCAGCAGCAUGUCGUGCUGCCUACAAUAGUUUUCGGCAAACAUUAACAGCAAUAAACCACAAGCAAAAAUCUAUAAAUAAAUCGAUCUUGGAUUGUACUCCAGUAGCCGAGGAGGCAAAUGAAAAUCUGCAAAGAAAAAGAACCUUUGUGUCUUAUAAAUAUUCUCACCAGAAGAGAGAAAAUCCCAUCGAGUUACACAUUUCCGACACAAGCAGUGAUGAGUUCCAUAAAGAUAAAUUGGAGGAGGAGAAUCGCAAGAGGCUAUCAAAUCUAAAGAGAUACAAUAGUGAUUCCAAGCCUCUAAGAUUAAUACAACACAAUAGGUAUCGGUCGUUAUCGGUAUCCAUCACAUCUAAAUCUCAGUCUCAAACUAAGCCAACGCAUGAUGUAUCCAAUUGCUCCACUGAAGCAGCCGUAGUCUUCUCGUAUAGCUUUGGCGAAACAGUAACACCAUCAAAUCCUAAUCAAGAAACUAUGAAUAAAUCACUCUUGGAUUGCACGCCAAUCAUUUCCUUAGAGGCAAAUUUGGGAAGGAUGGUAGAGAAGGAGCAAACUUCACCAAAACUUGUCCAAAAGAAACAGCGUUGCAUUAAAGGUGGAUAUCUAUAUGAAUACAAAAGGGUGCUGCUGAAGGAGUGCAUGGACCGUCGCAGUUUGGCUCAAAAUCAGCGUCUGGGCAUAAGCUCAGGACAACGCGUGCAAGUGCUGCACCUAUUCGAAUCCUUUGGUGUGAAAAUGGCACAAGUUAAGCCAGAAUAUGGUGAACAGGAUAAAGGAAAAUUUAACGUUAUAAUCUCACCUAUCAUGGCAGCUAAUAUUAGUGUUGGCGCUACUCUUGAGCUUUACUUUGACUUGAAACCGGAGACAGCAUUGAAACUCCCUAAUAACGAGCUGGUUUACGUACAUCCAAAUAAAUUAGUUUUAUUAUAAGUAUACACAAUUAAGACUAUUGUAGAAUAUUUUAAAAAUAUAUUACGACCCAUUUACGUGCUCCUAA
This is a messenger RNA of Drosophila mojavensis, 4138 nucleotides long. It is a transcript of the gene Mo25, whose product is annotated as protein Mo25. Gene Ontology annotation, molecular function: protein serine/threonine kinase activator activity. Gene Ontology annotation, biological process: intracellular signal transduction. The coding region runs from base 299 to 1318 and encodes 339 amino acids. NCBI's taxonomy places the organism in Eukaryota, Metazoa, Arthropoda, Insecta, Diptera, Drosophilidae. The record is from RefSeq and is a predicted model, not a curated record. The transcript has a single exon.